GUGCCAAGUGAGAGGAUAAACCUAUUUUUAAGGCUAGAACCUUUCAGUGAGAAAUUAUCUACUUGGUUACAGGGAUAGUUUUUACAUAAGCAGUGAGAAGGCAAUUCUUACUGGGAUUGGUGGAAGCCCUUCCACAAUUAAGUACAUUCAUUCCAACCUUGCAAAAUCCCAACUGAAUCCAGAGGUAAUAAAUUUAAUGCAGAAAGUAACAGCUUCAGGACAACUUUUUUUCUUUUUAAAACUUUGGCCAGACCCCUUUCUCUUUAUUUCCUUCUAGUACACCUAGUAUAAAUGUGAUCCAGAAGCCCCUUCUCUUGAAUCCUUCAGAGGUGGGCUCCAAUAGGCUUAAUUUCUUUGGACUUCUAGUAUUUGACAAACUGCUAAUUGGAAUGCCCAAUAUUGUGCAUAUACACUGACUACAUCCCUAUCCUUAAAUGGUCAUCUUGCAAACCCUUAUUUGAGAUUACACAAGGGCUAAUGAGGAUGUGACUGGUGUAAGUACUGUUACUACUGGAAAAAAGUACACGACAAUGGACAUAAACUCUUAAUGUAAAAAAACACCCAGAGUUGGGAACAAAUAAAGUGAACUUAGUAUUUUAUAGUUCUGCCACAGGAACUGGACCCCAGGAAUAUUAAAUUAGAAAUAUCUAUUGUAAAUAUAUUUAACUUUUUUUACAACAUUUACAAUUUGCAACACUCAUACAAAAUGAUUUUGCAUUUUAGACCUAGAAUACUGAGAGGAAACACUUAGAAUUCUAGUGUCCAGGGGGAAGUUCUCAAAAUCUUUGAAUGCAAAAAUAAAAUAAAAAACAAUUUGUACCAUUUCCCCCUAAAGAGCUCUCUCCUAGUUUUUCAUUUUGUCCUAUGUCAAUACCAAAAGAAAUGGCACUUGCAAUCUUUUCUUCAACGUUUUACAACAGAGCUCCCUUCACCCUCCAGUCCUGAGAGAGCAGAUCUUGCAACUCCCCCUCAUCAUCACUGCCUAGGUUAUUCUCGUCCUCCUUUUUCUGCAAUUCCCUCAAAGUCAGUACUUCCUUCAGUUUACUUUUCAAGACGUCCUGGCGGUCCCUGAGCACCUCCACCCGACGAUAGCACUCGAUCUGUUCAUCUAUCUCCCCGAUCUGCCGGUCCAAACGACCCUCCUCAUCCUCCUCUGCUACGAUGGCUUCUGAAAUAGUGUUGACCUGCCUCAUGGCCUUCUGGAACUCGUCCCACUCCUUGUCCAUCUGGUCCUUGGGUGCGUCCACUUUGCGCACCUUGGCAUCGAUUUCAGGGUCAUCGAAGAACCCCUCUGGUAGAGCCUCAGCCGUAUUCUCCCGCCUUUCCACCACCUUCUCUUGCACUUCGGCCUUCUGGAUCGACCCCGAAUGGAAGACAACUGGGGCCGUCGGGGUCUUCUGGUCGAAGAAGUCAGCAGGCAGCCCGCUAGCCGCAGCCUCCUGCGAGGAAGGGGGAAGGGCGGGAGGUUGGGGUUCGCUAGCCUCUCCCUUUUUCUCUUCCUCCUCCUCCUCCUCGUCGUCGUCUCCGUAGUCUGGGAGCAAACUGAGCCCCGAUGCUUUUCGGGGGGCCUCCUUGGGCGCCUCCUUCCCGCCCGAGUCAAAGAAGUCGGCCGGCAGCCCGGGGGCGGCCGGCGCCGAGGCCUGGGGGCCGCCGCCCCGCGCUUUCUUUGCGUCCGGGUCCUCCGACGGUUCAGGGCCAGUUCUCUUGGCCGGCGGAGGGUGCACGGGCCCCGGGGCAGGUUCCUUGGGCCCCUUCAGCUGCGCCACCUUCUCCUUGUGCUGUUUUCCCAGGACGUGGGUGGGCCACAGCAGCUCGCUUUUCACCGCGACGCCGCACAGCGAGCAGCUCAACUGCCCCAAGCGGUUGUAUUUGGCGAAGGGGGACUCUACUUUCUUUCGGCUGGCGCUCAGCCGCUGCUUCUCGGACUUCAUGAGCCGUCGCAGCUCAUCCUGCUUCACGGUCCGCUUUCCAGCCGAAGCGGACGACGCCAUCUUGGCGGUCAGAAUCGGCGGAGACUGUCGCGCUUCCGCCUCUCUGCUGCGUUUCCACAACAUCCGCAAACAUCAUUUCCGGAUGCCGUCAAGGCACGCCGGCUCGCGGAUUGGCCAGAGAGGAGCCCAGAGAUGGCGGCGGUGAAGGCUCUCAACCCCAGGGCGGAGGUGGCGCGAGCCCAGGCUGCGCUGUCAGUCAAUAUCUGUGCGGCCCGGGGGCUACAGGACGUGUUGAGGACCAACCUGGGGCCCAAGGGCACCAUGAAAAUGCUUGUUUCUGGUGCAGGAGACAUCAAGCUUACCAAAGAUGGCAAUGUUCUCCUCCAUGAAAUGCAAAUUCAGCACCCAACAGCUUCUUUGAUAGCAAAGGUAGCAACAGCCCAGGAUGAUAUCACUGGUGAUGGUACGACUUCAAAUGUUCUGAUUAUCGGAGAGCUUCUGAAACAGGCAGAUCUCUACAUUUCAGAGGGUCUCCAUCCGAGGAUAAUAACUGAAGGUUUUGAAGCAGCAAAGGCAAAAGCCCUUGAAGUUCUGGAGGAGAUUAAAAUUGAGAAAGAAAUGACCCCAGAAAUCCUUCUAGAUGUGGCUAGAACAUCUCUCCACACUAAAGUUCAUGCUGAAUUGGCUGAUGUAUUAACAGAGGCUGUGGUAGAGUCUCUUCUAGCCAUUAGAAGACCAGGUUUUCCUAUUGACCUUUUCAUGGUCGAGAUAAUGGAGAUGAAGCAUAAGUCAGAAACUGACACAACGUUGAUCAGAGGGCUAGUUUUAGACCAUGGUGCUCGUCAUCCUGAUAUGAAGAAAAGAGUUGAAGAUGCUUUUAUUCUUACUUGCAAUGUAUCACUGGAGUAUGAAAAAACAGAGGUAAACUCUGGCUUUUUCUAUAAGACUGCAGAAGAGAGAGAGAAAUUGGUAAAAGCUGAAAGACAAUUUAUUGAAGAUAGAGUAAACAAAAUAAUAAAACUGAAAAGAGAAGUCUGUGAAGGUGGAAAUAAAGGAUUUAUUGUUCUUAAUCAGAAGGGCAUUGAUCCAUUUUCCUUAGAUGUCCUUGCAAAAGAAGGCAUUGUGGCUCUUCGAAGAGCUAAAAGAAGAAAUAUGGAACGGCUGACUCUUGCUUGUGGUGGGAUUGCUAUGAAUUCCCUUGAUGACCUCACUCCAGAAUGUCUGGGCCACGCUGGGCUUGUUUAUGAGUACACUUUAGGGGAAGAAAAGUUCACCUUUAUCGAGAAGUGCGACAACCCUCGCUCGGUGACCCUGCUGAUCAAGGGGCCCAAUAAGCACACGCUCACACAGAUCAAGGAUGCCAUCCGAGACGGGCUGCGGGCUGUCAAAAACGCUCUGGAUGAUCGCUGUGUCGUUCCGGGGGCCGGUGCCGUUGAAGUGGCAAUAUCUGAAGCUCUUGUCAAGCACAAAUUCAAUAUUAAAGGGAGAGCCCGCCUCGGAGUCCAGGCCUUUGCGGAUGCAUUGCUCAUCAUUCCAAAGGUACUCGCUCAAAAUUCUGGCUUUGAUCUCCAGGAAACACUGGUAAAAAUUCAGGCAGAACAUGCAGAAACAGGAAAACUUUUUGGUAUAGAUUUGAACACAGGUGCUCCGAUACUACCAGAAGAAUCAGGAAUUUGGGACAACUACUGUGUGAAGAAACAACUCCUUCACUCUUGCACAGUGAUUGCUACAAACAUUCUCCUGGUUGAUGAAAUUAUGCGAGCUGGUAUGUCUUCUCUCAAAGGAUGAAUUGAAUUCCAAACAAGCCUUGGAAGUUGAGUUUCAGUACAUCUGUGUAGCAGUUACCCAUAUAUUCUAAUUCAUUCUGAAUUUUUGCAAAUAAAUGCAGUUGAUUUUUUUCCUUCA
Molecule: messenger RNA, 3836 nt
Organism: Monodelphis domestica (gray short-tailed opossum)
Lineage: Eukaryota; Metazoa; Chordata; Mammalia; Didelphimorphia; Didelphidae
Gene: CCT6B
Product: chaperonin containing TCP1 subunit 6B
Biological process (GO): protein folding
Molecular function (GO): ATP-dependent protein folding chaperone; ATP hydrolysis activity; ATP binding
Source: RefSeq, a predicted model, not a curated record